CACUCACAUCCUCUCACUCAUUCACUGAAAGACCACUAACACAUCAAGCAAAGGGCAGGAAGAGCAAACCAAAGAUUCUCUUCAGAGAAAGAAUCAGAGUCUCUUCAAGAGAAGACAGAGAUCCCUCUGUGGGCGAUCAACCUUAGACUAACAGGUAGAAACACACAGGUUGAAGAUGCAGGUGUGCACAGUGCUGGAGAAGCGCAGCGGCUGUGUGGUCGGAGCUGAGCUGAGCUGCAGUGUGAGAGAAGAGAAUGUUUCCAAGAGAGAAAGCUACAGCGCCGACUGGCACAGCAUCAACAUGAAAACACAGCAUGAGGACCGCCAGUCCAUGGUGAUGUCAGAUGAUUCUCGGCGGGAGUCUAUGUCCCGUUACUGGCAGGCCCGCCCUCUCACCCAGUCCUGCCCAUCAGGCGUGCGAAGAGUAGGCACUCUGGAGUCGGGCGUCCGGGAGCACCAGCUGCUGCCCUUCAGAAACACCCUUCCCCUGCCCAUCUUCAAACCAGCUGAGCUAGGCGUCAGGCUGGGUCGCGGCACCCCCCACACCCCAGAGGACUUCAUCCCCACCUGCGCCCCCAGUGGAGCAUGCCCAGACAAGCGGGACAUCCAAGAGAUCACCAAAGAGCUGCCGCCUGUCAAACCCACCCGCAUGGAGUUCGCCAAAGCGCCUAGAACACUGGGCAGGUCCAUGUCCCAGGAGGCCCAGAGAGGGUGAAGAGGGAGGAUGACAGCAGGAAGAAAGAAGAGAAAGACAAGGAGCUGAGGCAAAGAAUAUAUGGACUUUUUUGAACUGUGAAAUGGUGUUAAGAAAAAGGGACUGCAAAUAUAGAUAGUAGACAAAAGCAGUAGAAGCUUUAACUGCUCCCUCCCUGUAGGAGACUGAUGCUGUUGUAAAUUAUUGCAAGUGAUUUUUUUAUAGAGGAUCUGAGCUGUAAAUAGUAUCUAUUGAUUAAAGAGAAACCUCUAGUCAGAUAGAAGCAAGUUGUAGGCUUCAGUUAAAGCUGUUUUUAAAUGUGAGAAAGAGAAUAAGAGGAAGAGAGGGGUACAGCAUGUUCUUGGGAAGACAAUGUUAGCGCAAACUAUAUAAAAGAGCUACAAAAUGCUGGAGGAUUAGUUCUUCCUGUUCUUUCAGUCUUCUGAAUGAUUUCAUGGUUUAUGAAAGCUGAAGUCUUUGUAUAGACAGUAUUGUUCUGGUUGGUUUGCAGUUGUAUGACAGUAUUCAGUAUAGAACAUAUCUUUAUACGGCAGUCUCUCCUGAGAGAGAGAGAGAGAGAGAGAGAGAGAGAGAGAGAGAGAGAGAGAGAGAGAGAGAGAGAGAGAGAGAGUAAUAAUCUAGAGUCUGUUCAGGGUUCAGAGAAAAGAAAUUGUUGACGUGAAUUUGUUAAAACGUGAAUUUGUUAAAAUGUAAUUGCAGUAUUUAGCAGCUGUUGAUUCACAUUCACUGGUUAAUAACUCAGAAAUAACUAACAAAACAUGAGUCUGAAACCAAUAGCGGUAUUGCACUGUUUUUGAACUGUUUAAUGUACUGAUUCCAUUAAUAAAUGACAUUAAAACAACA
Messenger RNA from Pygocentrus nattereri (red-bellied piranha), 1558 nucleotides. Its product is annotated as titin-cap (telethonin). NCBI's taxonomy places the organism in Eukaryota, Metazoa, Chordata, Actinopteri, Characiformes, Serrasalmidae. Bases 176 to 715 code for a protein of 179 amino acids. Gene Ontology annotation, molecular function: titin binding; protein-macromolecule adaptor activity; titin Z domain binding. The record is from RefSeq and is a predicted model, not a curated record. Gene Ontology annotation, biological process: skeletal muscle contraction; skeletal muscle thin filament assembly; cardiac muscle tissue morphogenesis. The transcript is spliced from 2 exons. Gene Ontology annotation, cellular component: Z disc.